AUGGUCACCAGAGAUUUCACAAUAGCAAUGGUCUUCUUAUCAGAGACUAUAGUCGGAAUCCUGGGGAAUGUCUCUCUUCUUUACCAUCAUCUCUUCCUUCACUUCACUGGAUACAGGGUACGGUUCACAGAUUUGAUUGUGGAACAUCUGCUGGUAGCGAACACCUUGGUCCUGCUCUCUUCAGGAAUCCCAAUUACAGUGGUAGCAUUUGGGUGGAAACAUUUUCUCAAUAAUAUUGGAUGCCAACUUGUUUACUAUACUCACAGAGUGGCCAGGGGUGUGUCCAUUGGCAACACCUGCCUUUUGAGUGUCUUCCAGGCCAUCACUAUCAGCCCCAGGAACUCCAGGUGGGCAGACCUCAAAGUGAAAGCUCCAAAGUACAUUGGGUCAUCUAUUUUCCUCUGCUGGAUCCUACAACUGCUGACAAAUAUCCUUUUUACUUUUUAUGUGACUGGUAAUUGGAGCAACAUAAAGAUCACAAAGAAAAAAGAUUUGGGAUUAUGUUCUAUUGUAAUUUAUGACAGAAUCACAGCAUUACUAAAUGCAGGAUUGUUAUUACUCCCCGAUGUUGCAUGUUUGGGGCUCAUGGUCUGGACCAGUGGCUUUAUGCUUCUCCUCCUGCACAGGCACAAGCACCAGAUCCAACACAUUCAUAGGACCAAUAUCUCUCCUAGAUCCUCUGCCGAAUCCAGAGCCACCCAAAGCAUCCUUGUCUUGGUGAGCACUUUUGUGUCUUUGUGCACUCUCUCUUCCAUCUUUAACAUUUAUUUGGCUCUUUCUAGUCAUCCCAGCCGGUGGCUGGUGAUCUUCAUUGGACCAAUUACUCUGUGUUUCCCAACUGUAAGCCCCUACAUUCUCAUGAGCCAUGACCGCAGAGUAUCCAAAUUUUUCCUCUCCUGGAUAAGGAUUAGAUAA
This is a messenger RNA of Diceros bicornis minor, 915 nucleotides long. RefSeq names its product vomeronasal type-1 receptor 4-like. The record is from RefSeq and is a predicted model, not a curated record. Gene Ontology annotation, cellular component: membrane. NCBI's taxonomy places the organism in Eukaryota, Metazoa, Chordata, Mammalia, Perissodactyla, Rhinocerotidae. Gene Ontology annotation, biological process: G protein-coupled receptor signaling pathway. Gene Ontology annotation, molecular function: pheromone receptor activity. The transcript has a single exon. Bases 1 to 915 code for a protein of 304 amino acids.